Messenger RNA from Eremothecium gossypii ATCC 10895, 1485 nucleotides. It is a transcript of the gene TPS1, whose product is annotated as alpha,alpha-trehalose-phosphate synthase (UDP-forming) TPS1. Gene Ontology annotation, cellular component: alpha,alpha-trehalose-phosphate synthase complex (UDP-forming); cytosol. The record is from RefSeq and is marked provisional. The transcript has a single exon. Bases 1 to 1485 code for a protein of 494 amino acids. Gene Ontology annotation, molecular function: alpha,alpha-trehalose-phosphate synthase (UDP-forming) activity. Gene Ontology annotation, biological process: trehalose biosynthetic process; cellular response to heat. NCBI's taxonomy places the organism in Eukaryota, Fungi, Ascomycota, Saccharomycetes, Saccharomycetales, Saccharomycetaceae.
AUGACGGAAGAAGUAAGGAAACAGGCGCAACAGCUGACUCUCGACACGCAGCGUAGCGAGGAGCACUCUGGAAAUGUGGUGGUGGUCUCCAACCGGCUACCGGUGACGAUUAAGAAAAAUGACAGCGGCGAGUACGAGUACUCCAUGUCCUCUGGAGGGCUCGUGACAGCUCUGCAGGGGCUGAAGAAGUCGACGAAGUUCCAGUGGUACGGGUGGCCCGGGCUAGAGAUUCCCGAGGGCGACAGGGAGCAGGUGCAGCGGGACCUGCUGGAGAAGUUCAAUGCGAUUCCGAUCUUCCUGAGCGACGAGCUGGCGGAUCUCCAUUACAACGGCUUCAGCAACUCGAUUCUGUGGCCGCUGUUCCACUACCACCCCGGCGAGAUCAACUUCGACGAGAACGCGUGGUUGGCGUACAACGAGGCGAACCGGGCCUUUGCGGAGGCCAUCCAGAAGAACCUCCGGGAUGACGACAUCGUGUGGGUGCACGACUACCACCUGAUGCUGCUUCCGGAGCUGCUGCGCAACUACAUUGCGACGGCGAAUCUACAGAAUGUAAAGCUGGGAUGGUUCCUGCACACUCCGUUCCCAUCAUCCGAGAUAUAUCGUAUAUUGCCUGUGCGUCAGGAGAUCCUGCGCGGGGUCCUAAGCUGCGAUCUGUUAGGGUUCCACACUUACGACUACGCGCGCCACUUUCUGUCGUCCGUGCACCGGAUCUUAAACGUCAACACGUUACCCAACGGCGUAAAGUUCCAGGGCCGCUUUGUCAACGUCGCAGCAUUCCCCAUCGGGAUUGACGUGAAUAACUUCACGGAGGGUCUGCAGAAGGAAUCCGUCGUACAACGGGUCAAACAGCUGAAAGAGACAUUCAAAGACUGUAAAAUCAUUGUGGGGGUGGACCGGCUGGACUAUGUCAAGGGUGUACCACACAAACUACACGCCAUAGAGGUGUUCCUGAAUGAGCACCCAGAGUGGAUCGGUAAGGUGGUCCUUGUCCAGGUAGCAGUUCCUAGUCGGGGCCAUGUGGAGGAGUACCAGUAUCUGCGUAACGUCGUCAACGAACUGGUCGGUCGCAUUAACGGGCAGUUUGGCACCGUGGAAUUUGUCCCAAUCCACUUUAUGCACAAAUCUGUGCCAUUUGAAGAGCUAAUUUCACUGUACUCCAUAAGUGACGUCUGUCUGGUCUCGUCGACCAGAGACGGCAUGAACCUUGUUUCUUACGAGUACAUCGCGUGCCAGGCUGAGAACAAGGGUUCGCUGAUCCUCUCUGAAUUCACGGGUGCUGCUCAAUCACUAAACGGUGCCUUUAUCGUUAAUCCGUGGAACACCGAUGAGCUUGCCGAGGCUAUUCACGAGUCACUUACCUUACCGAUCGAGAAGCGCGAGGCGAAUUGGGAGAAGCUUUACAAGUAUAUAUCCAAGUACACCAGCAGCUACUGGGGCGAGACUUUCGUGCACGAGUUGUACAAGCUCAGCUCUCAGAAGUAG